AUGGCGGACUUCAAUGCCAUCGAGAAUCCCCCAAUCAAUUAUCGAUCUCUCGCAAUCUUUUGGGGCUACCUGUCACUCGCAACUGGGCUUAUCCUCGGCUUAAUCCGCGAUAUCUAUGUCCGAUAUCAUGCCCGCCAGAAGCAAAAUAGCUGGGCUGGACCCCAGCGGCGCAAGCAAUUCUAUUGCUUCGCCACUCUAGCAGCUUUGAGCCUCGGUUUUACAUGGUUCCAUAUGAUCAGUUUGUUUGUUUGGUCAUACAAGAAUUGGGCAUCUAGUCCCGAUGGACUAAUGUAUUCGGGUGUCGAUACGACUCUCGUCGUGCGCAUGGGUCUUUGGCUUAAGAAGACGUAUGUUUUCCAGGAAGCUUGGGAGACAGUCUCUGAGAAUCCGACGCGGUUUUGGUGGAGUGGGCAGAUCUUUGGGUGGACGAUUGGGUGGAGUGUCUUUCUUGGCAUCACCGGUCGGAGAUAUUGUAUUCCCCGUGUUUGGGUGUACAUGCUCAUUGCCCAAGCUGUCAGUGUAUCUUUUGCCGCGAAUCUUUUCUUCGCUGCGAUUACUGUGUCCCAACGACCCAACGAGAAAAGUAUUCUCUUCGCGUGGUCUCCGCCACUAGUAUAUGAGCUCGUUCCAGUUGUACUCUCACUCCUGGACACGGUCGCUGUCCCGAUCUUCGCGUAUCAGAAGCGAUUUAUGAUCAUCCUCCUCGCGCCCCAUGCUCUAGUUUUUAUUCCUUGCGUGCUGCGCCCAAUGAGUUCUGCCUCUAAGAGUGCUGCAACAAAAGUCCAGGCAGAACAAACGACCAAGCGAUACGCUUUAUUCAUAUACUGGGUUGCGGCGGCGUCCGUUGUUCUGCAGGCAUAUUUCACUGUUCUGAUGUUGCAAGAUAUAGGCCCAGAUGUGUCAUACGGAGAGGUGGCUCAACGGCUCUUCGAUACGGUCUAUGUCCAUCCGGCUUGUAGCAGCGUGAGCUGGGAUGUGAUAUUUUGUACACUGAGUUCUUUUGCUUGGGCUGUUGUGCACAAUUUUGAGGCGAGUCGAAUGCUUGGUGGACGGUGA
Penicillium soppii is the source of this 1056-nucleotide messenger RNA. RefSeq lists its product as uncharacterized. The record is from RefSeq and is a predicted model, not a curated record. Bases 1 to 1056 code for a protein of 351 amino acids. NCBI's taxonomy places the organism in Eukaryota, Fungi, Ascomycota, Eurotiomycetes, Eurotiales, Aspergillaceae. The transcript is spliced from 2 exons.